This is a messenger RNA of Malassezia sympodialis ATCC 42132, 642 nucleotides long. It is a transcript of the gene MRPL4, whose product is annotated as mitochondrial 54S ribosomal protein uL29m. Lineage: Eukaryota; Fungi; Basidiomycota; Malasseziomycetes; Malasseziales; Malasseziaceae. The record is from RefSeq and is a predicted model, not a curated record. Gene Ontology annotation, biological process: mitochondrial translation. Gene Ontology annotation, molecular function: structural constituent of ribosome. Gene Ontology annotation, cellular component: mitochondrial large ribosomal subunit; mitochondrial ribosome.
AUGACGCUCUUGCGGCCGGUGCUCGACAAUGGUUGGCGCGCUGGCAUACGCACGCUAAGUACUAGUGCGUUGUCUGCACAGGCGCCGAGACCACCUAGGAUGAUACCCAAGGCGCACGUCCUGGCAGGCACACCGGCUCCGAAAACACCCCUUGACGUGGCAAAGGCCUAUCCCGACCACCCUCUGAUGCAAUUUUUCCAGCAGGUUCCCGUCGAGGUUGCCAAAGAAGGGACCUCUGGCCGUCAUGCUGAUGAGCGUGAGUCUAUUCCCGUUCCUCAAGCCGUCGCUGAGUCGGACCUCUCUCACGAUUACUCGUCGCGUGCAUGGCUGGCCCCUGAACUUCGCCGGAAAAGCAGCGCAGAUCUUCACACUCUAUGGUAUGUCUUGCUGAUGGAGCGGAAUCGACUUGCGACAAGUUGGGAGGAGAUCAAGCGCCACAAUGCCGAGGGUUCGGCUCAAAUGCUCGGCUCUAGCCUAAAAUACCGCCACCAUCGUGUCCGCAAGUCGAUGGCACGUAUCAAGUUUGUGCUGAAUGAGCGACGUUUGGCCCUGAUUGAGGCCCAAAAUCGUGUGCGCGAAGAAGUAGACCUUCCUAUGGAGGAAGAGGGUGAUCUGUUCGAGCAGGCGCCCAAGUCGUCUUAG